AUGGCAGCGCCUGAUAGCAUACGGAAUCUCCCAUGGCUCAUCUGGGCUGUAGCCAUCUUCGGGUCCCUCUCCUCCGCAGGGUUCGGGUUCGACCAAGCCUGGUGGGCGAGUAUCAUGAGCUCCCAGCAAUUUGCCCGUCGAUUCGGACACUACAGCCCCCCUCAAGAGACCUGGGUGCUGAGCGACCGGCAGCAAUCGCUGGGCACCGGACUAGGCUAUGCCGGGGUCAUCCUGGGGCUUCUGUGUGCCACCCCGUUGAACGAACGGUUCGGCCGCAAGAAUAGCCUGUGGAUUCAGUCGGCCGUGGUGAGCGUGGGCGUGAUCAUCGAAUCCACCUGCAAGACGAGCUAUGCCCAGUUUCUCGUGGGCAAAGCCGUCGUCUACUUUGGCGGCGGCAUCGCCUCCAACGUGAUCCCGGUCUACCAGGGCGAGUGCGCGCCCCAGGCUCUCCGUGGGGUGAUGGCAGGCACUUACAACGUCUUCCUGAUGGCCGGCGGACUGGUGGCGGCCCUCAUCGUCUACCUCUGUCGCCACAUCGCCAUACCGCUGCUGAACUGGAUCAGUCUGCCCCUUCUUCCCGAGUCACCGUACUGGCUGAUGCACCGCGGACGCCUCGACGAAGCCGGGGUCAGUCUGGCUCGACUGCGCGGCAUUUCCCUCGCGGACGCCAAACUCGAGGUCGCGCGCCUUCAACAGCAACAACAACAACAACAGUCGCAAAAACCACAGCAGAAUCAAGGUCAGCAUCACGACGAGUCCUCCUCCUGGGCUGUCUGCUUCACCAACCCCAUCUACCGCCGCCGCACCGCCAUCUGUGUCGGGGCGCAAGUCUUCCAACAGGCGCAAGGCAUCUCCUUCGUCGCCAACUACCAGGCCGUCUUCCUGCAACAGAUCGGCUUCCGCCAAGUCCUCCUGAUGUCCGUCGUCGUGUAUGUCAUCGGGAUCGCCGGCAACCUCGCGGGCGUGGCUGUCACCGACCGUCUGGGCCGGCGGCUCGUGCUGCUGGUCUCCGCCGCCCUCCUGGCCGCAUGUAUGCUCACCAUCGGCGGGCUGACGUGCACGCCGACCGACAAUUACGGGAGACAGGUCGGCGCGGUGGUCAUGCUCAUGCUAUGGUUUUUCAUCUUCCAGAGCACCUGGGGCCCGUUGGCGUGGGUGAUAGCGGCUGAAGUGCCCCCGGCCGCCGCGGUGCGGGAGAAGAUGGUCACCCUGGCGGGAUUUGCGGCGUACGGCACGGGGCUGGUGAUUGUGUUUGUGAAUCCGUAUACGCAGGCGGCGAUCGGCGGCAGCGUGGCGUUUAUCUAUGGAGGAUUGUCGGUGGUGGCGACAGUGUUCGUGUGGUUUGUGGUGCCGGAGCUUAAGCAGCGGUCGCUGGAGGAGAUCGAUGAGAUGUUCGCUGAGCGGGUAUCGGCCAGAGCCUUUGGGAGGCCUUUCUACAAGUACCGCUACUACCGCCUAUACGACUAUACGACAUGA
Aspergillus aculeatus ATCC 16872 is the source of this 1476-nucleotide messenger RNA. RefSeq lists its product as uncharacterized. Gene Ontology annotation, molecular function: carbohydrate:proton symporter activity. Gene Ontology annotation, cellular component: membrane. Gene Ontology annotation, biological process: carbohydrate transport; transmembrane transport. Bases 1 to 1476 code for a protein of 491 amino acids. The record is from RefSeq and is a predicted model, not a curated record. NCBI's taxonomy places the organism in Eukaryota, Fungi, Ascomycota, Eurotiomycetes, Eurotiales, Aspergillaceae. The transcript is spliced from 3 exons.